Messenger RNA from Osmia lignaria (orchard mason bee), 1733 nucleotides. It is a transcript of the gene VhaAC39-1, whose product is annotated as V-type proton ATPase subunit VhaAC39-1. Gene Ontology annotation, biological process: proton transmembrane transport. Gene Ontology annotation, molecular function: proton-transporting ATPase activity, rotational mechanism. Gene Ontology annotation, cellular component: proton-transporting V-type ATPase, V0 domain. NCBI's taxonomy places the organism in Eukaryota, Metazoa, Arthropoda, Insecta, Hymenoptera, Megachilidae. The record is from RefSeq and is a predicted model, not a curated record.
ACAAUUUUAAACGUUUUAUUACCUUCCUAAAGAAACAAUUAAUGUUUUAAAACGUGAAAUUUCAAUGAAACAAGUUGGACAAAUUCAAGCAUUCGAUAAUCAUUCGAGAUGAUGCUACCUCGAAUAGAUUUAAUCAGUUUUCAUGGUCUUUAGCUAACUUCUCACUGUAUAGUCAUAUGAUCGACACGAAAAAGGGCGAGUCCGAUUUUGACUUUGACGGAUCUGUGUUGGGAGUAGAGUAGUAAUCGAAUUGUAGUAAACGAACUCUCAAUAUGAAGGGCUGUAUGUUCAACAUUGAUAAUGGAUAUCUGGAAGGACUUUGUCGUGGAUUUAAAUGUGGAAUCCUUCAACAGAGUGACUACCUUAAUCUUGUACAAUGCGAAACUCUUGAAGAUUUAAAACUACAUUUGGCUGGUACAGAUUAUGGAAGUUUCUUGGCUAAUGAACCAUCACCACUAUCUGUUAGUGUAAUUGAUGAUAAAUUAAGAGAAAAACUUGUUGUGGAAUUUCAACAUAUGCGUAAUCAUUCUGUUGAGCCUUUGUCUCAAUUUUUAGAUUUCAUUACUUACAGUUAUAUGAUUGAUAAUAUUAUCUUAUUGAUUACUGGAACUUUGCAUCAAAGGCCAAUUUCAGAAUUAAUUCCAAAAUGUCAUCCUCUUGGUAGUUUUGAACAAAUGGAAGCUAUUCAUGUAGCAGCUACACCUGCUGAACUUUAUAAUGCUGUAUUAGUAGAUACUCCUUUGGCACCAUUCUUUGUGGAUUGUAUCUCUGAACAAGAUCUGGAUGAGAUGAACAUUGAAAUAAUCAGAAAUACAUUAUACAAAGCUUAUUUGGAAGCAUUCUACAAGUUUUGUAAAGAAAUUGGUGGAACAACUGCAAAUACUAUGUGUGAAAUACUUGCGUUUGAAGCAGAUAGAAGAGCAAUUAUUAUAACUAUAAACUCCUUUGGAACUGAACUAGGUAAAGAUGAUAGAGCAAAAUUAUAUCCACGCUGUGGAAAAUUAAAUCCUGAUGGAUUAGCAGCAUUGGCAAGAGCUGAUGAUUAUGAACAGGUCAAAGCUGUAGCAGAAUAUUAUGCUGAAUACAGUGCCUUGUUUGAAGGUGCAGGUAAUAAUUCUGGUGAUAAAACUCUAGAAGAUAAAUUCUUCGAGCAUGAGGUUCGCUUAAACGUUCAUGCUUUCCUUCAACAAUUUCAUUUUGGAGUAUUUUAUAGUUACCUUAAAUUAAAAGAACAAGAAUGUCGUAAUAUCGUAUGGAUAGCGGAAUGUGUUGCGCAAAAGCAUCGUGCUAAAAUAGAUAAUUACAUUCCAAUUUUUUAAUAUGUAUGUCUCUAAAGAUUCUAUCGAUUAUUUAUGUUUAACUACAACAAUAUCACACAAAAAUAUUUUUCCUCUUUAAUUUUAUUCUUCAACUAUGAAUAACUAAGGAUUCUACAGUAUUCUAUAAAUAAAGAAGAGGAAGCUGUCAAAUAGAAACAAAAUAAUGAUUUAGUUCAUAACUAAAAUGAACGGCCAAUUGUGUGUCUAGCUAAAUUGAACAAAUAAUAUUGAAAAUUACUAUUUAGUAUUACUGUCAUACAUACAAAAAAUGGAUAUCAUAUAGAUGUAAAUAGUGUAUUUUAUCGUAGAUCGGUAUAUAUUAUGUUUGAUGUUAUCCGAUGUUGUAAUUAUCGAUUCUAUUGUAAUAUAAAAUAAUAUAUAAUGCAUUCCAUAAGUUUGAAAAUUUGACUAAAA